Homarus americanus (American lobster) is the source of this 12868-nucleotide messenger RNA. It is a transcript of the gene Med, whose product is annotated as mothers against decapentaplegic homolog 4-like. The transcript has 14 exons. Bases 373 to 2286 code for a protein of 637 amino acids. Gene Ontology annotation, cellular component: heteromeric SMAD protein complex. Gene Ontology annotation, biological process: transforming growth factor beta receptor signaling pathway; anatomical structure morphogenesis; regulation of transcription by RNA polymerase II. The record is from RefSeq and is a predicted model, not a curated record. NCBI's taxonomy places the organism in Eukaryota, Metazoa, Arthropoda, Malacostraca, Decapoda, Nephropidae. Gene Ontology annotation, molecular function: I-SMAD binding; DNA-binding transcription factor activity, RNA polymerase II-specific; RNA polymerase II cis-regulatory region sequence-specific DNA binding.
AGCGCUGGUGACCGUCGGUUGUUUCAGCUUUGUUUUGCUUCGCCCGCUGGUAGGGCUGGAAUUACGAAAUACAAAAUAAUAUAAUUCAUUCUAUCACCCAGUUUAACUAGUGGCAGUGUUCCUGAUCAUACAGUCUUCCUUAAUAAGUGGAGAGAUGAUUAAGAAGUGAGAGAUAUGGUGACAGGGUGAGAGGAGAGUGAGAGAGAGGAGGAGAGAAGUGAGGGUCUGUGAGGCAGCAAGACGUCAUUCCCAGAAAACAAUGACCAUUUAAACCACUUGUGGUAAUUUCCCCUCCCCCCCCCUCCAAGAUGCAUUGUCCCUGGCUGUAGUGUGUGAGUGUGCUGCUACUUCAAGUUCAAAUAUCUCCUUAAGAUGACGGCGGCCCCUACCUCUGCGGAUGCGUGUUUAAGCAUCGUUCACUCCCUCAUGUGCCAUCGCCAAGGGGGAGAAUCAGAGGGAUUUGCCAAAAGAGCCAUUGAGAGUCUUGUCAAAAAACUUAAGGAAAAGCGAGACGAACUAGAUUCAUUGAUAACCGCUAUUACAACAAAUGGGUCUCACCCCAGCAAGUGUGUCACUAUACAGCGAACUCUUGAUGGGAGAUUACAGGUAGCGGGUCGGAAGGGGUUUCCUCACGUAAUAUAUGCUCGUAUCUGGCGAUGGCCGGAUCUACAUAAAAAUGAGCUGAAGCACGUCAAAUACUGCCAGUUUGCAUUUGAUCUCAAGUGUGACUCGGUGUGUGUCAACCCUUACCACUAUGAACGAGUGGUCUCACCUGGCAUUGCAGACUUGACUGGGCUGAGCCUGCAGGGUGCAUCUACAGGUCAGCUGGUGAAGGACGAGUAUGGACUACGCAUGGAUUGUGAAGUGAGUGGGGGACCUGCGAGUGUAGGGGAGCCCUCAGUCACCCCGGGUCCCUCAGGACUGUCUGCCAUACCGCAUCAGCCCCCAGGCUCACAGCCAGGCCCAACGUCUUCACAGCCGGCCGGACCUCAAGCUAGCCCAACAUCCUCACAGGCUGGAAGUCUUCAUCAGACAGUGGCGAGUGCCCCACAGCAGACCAUAUCCCAUCACCCAGUGUCUCACCCGUCCUUCUCUCUGCUCUCCCCUACAGGUAGCACGUCCAGUCACAUGUCACAAGGGCUUCAGUCUCCCAGCCCAUCAACUCCAGGUCCCCAGCAGUUCUUUCCUGACAGUGUAUCAACAAGUAGCUUGAGCCAGUUGUCACCCCACCUUCAACAGCCACCACAGCCACCGCAGCCACAGCCGCAACAUCAACCUCAGCCGAUACAACAGCCACAGCAACAACAAAACGGGUUUACAGUAUUGACAAGUGGAACAGGAGCCAACUCAAGAACUGUCCAGGGAGGCCCAGUCACUUCCCAGUUUGGCCAGGCUGCUGCGUCUCCCCAGCAAGUUUCACCUCUCUCAGUUACCACACACUCCAUGUCCUCGCAGCCAAAUUGGAGUGGCCAGAACACACUCUCUUAUACACCCAACAUGAUGAAUGAUCGACAGAACCAUAGCUUCUGGGACCAGCAGCAGAUGAUGCAGGAUGUCCAGAUUGCACCACUAUCAUCCCAACCAGGCCCGGAGUUUUGGUGUUCGAUAGCAUACUUUGAAUUAGACACUCAGGUGGGCGAGACUUUUAAGGUGCCCUCUAGUUGUCCAGCAGUGACUGUGGAUGGCUAUGUAGACCCCUCAGGUGGCAACCGCUUCUGCUUGGGAGCACUGAGCAAUGUUCACCGUACAGAACAAAGUGAAAGAGCUAGGUUGCACAUUGGUAAGGGAGUUCAGCUGGACCUGAGGGGCGAGGGGGACGUGUGGCUGCGUUGCUUGAGUGACCACAGUGUGUUUGUCCAGAGUUACUAUCUCGACCGUGAAGCGGGCCGAUCCCCAGGUGAUGCCGUACACAAGAUAUACCCCUGUGCUUGUAUCAAGGUAUUUGAUUUGAGUCAGUGCCACCGUCAGAUGCAGACUCAAGCAGCAACAGCUCAGGCAGCAGCUGCAGCACAAGCAGCUGCUGUUGCUGGACAGAUCUCAGGUCCAGCUACUGUGGGUGGAAUCUCUCCUGGUAACCUAUCAGCUGCUGCAGGAAUAGGAGUGGAUGAUCUUAGAAGACUUUGUAUCUUGCGUCUAAGUUUCGUGAAGGGUUGGGGUCCAGACUACCCACGACAGACCAUCAAGGAGACCCCGUGUUGGAUAGAGGUUCAUCUACACCGUGCGCUUCAGCUUCUAGAUGAAGUUCUCCACACCAUCCCCCUUGAUGGUCCACGGCCUCUAGAGUGAUGCAAUGAGCCAUCGAGGGACGUGCAAGAGAUAGUUUCACAGGAUGAUCAACUCAUACUCACAUUAGAAGAUGUACAAGGCGAAGAUCAGUUGAUCUUUAUGCCCUUUUUCAUGUGAAUGCAUGUCCCUCGAUUUUGGCUCUAUGCACGUACCAAGUUCACACACAUACGUACACCCGUGUCUUUCUCUAAGUGAGAAUACACCGUUGCAUGGCCCAUGCAAUGGACCACAUCAAAAGAAUAUGGAUAUGAGAAAUGCUAGACAUCUAUAGAGUUGUGUUAAAGCACAAUUCGUUUAUUCUCAUAAUUAUGUUAUGAUGGAGUGUAAGAUUGGGUGUAAUUUUUAAAACGUCAAUCUAAUUUUUCGUAAGUUGAACAAUUUUGAGUACAUGGGGAGUUGGUGCAAAGUUAAUUUUCCCGUUCAUUUUAUAGUAAAAUCUAGUUCAGCUUUUGUAUUACAAUUAGUCUUGUCACUGAUGUUGCCGCAUUUACUAUGUUGGAUCUUGUAUAUUAGAUAUUGAUUUAGUAGUUUAAGAUAUCAUAUUUGAAUGUGGAUUAUGAUUCAGUCUCCAGUACGUAUUGACUUUAUGCCCGGUGUGUCAAUUUUAUGAAUGGGAAUUUAGUCUUUACCAGAAAUUAAUAUUUAGUCAGUAACGAAGGAGGCUUGUAAGUAAACUAGAACCUUGUUCUUCCUACCUGUUCUCCACUAGAUAAAUGCACAAGAUUCUACUUGGUUCAGAACCAGUUCCUACACCCUUAAUUUGCCUAUAUAAUAGGACCUAUGGCAGCACACUGUGCUCUAAAACAAAAUAAAAAAAAGUUAUGCUACUUGCUUGUACCAUUACUGUGUAUAAACUGUCGGAUAAACAUAUUAUUUGGCUCACUGACUUCAUAUUGCUGCAUCUUCUCUUAGAGGUAUGUUAGCAUUUUAAGAAUUGGACAGUGCUUACCAGUAUAUGGGUUUGGGGGGUCAUUGCAAUGUAAAUAGUUCCCUUGUUUUUAAAUUUUAUCCUGAAACUUUAUUAAUUGAACCCACAUUAGAAAUCUUUUUUUCAGUAUACAGUAAUUAAGUCCAGUCAAACCACAUGUUUCCAUUUAGGUAAACCUUAUUAAUAGUAAAGGAGGUUGCAGAGGAGUGAGGUCUAGUUUAAUAAUGUUCUGAUGUUUACUAAAUUGACACAAAACAUUUUAUUAUUAUCAUUUGGUUAAUUGAAAGCCAAAAGAGGCUGUGUGUUCCAAUGAGUAUGUUGCCCUAAACCUGGAUGACAUCUUCUCUCUCUAUAGUUAUAUAUAUAUGCUUCACUAACGUUAUUUUCCAGAAUUGAGACAUCUCCAAAAUCCUGCUGUUCUAGGACUUCAGGAUUAUUCUUCUUCACCAUUAAUUUUUUCUUUUUUUUUUCAAGUUUCAUGGAUCAUAAAUAUUGUUAUUAUAAGAGUUAUGAAAUAAAGUCUGCUAUCAAUUUCUAGUGUCAUGAAGAAGCAAAAUUCUUUGAGGGGUCCAUGGAAUGUAAGGGAUAAAAGUUUUUAGCCAAACCAUGUUGACUGCCCCUCUGCUCCUUACUCAGAUGUUGGCCAUGAUGUGGAGACAGUAAAGGAUGAUUUAACUUUGAGAUGUUGACUUGUCUGAGAGUAACUUUUUCUCUUCCCUUCUCUUCUACAGGAGUUUAGGUUUUGGAUAGAAACUGAGGAAUGAAAACAGACAGAAUAUUGCAAAACAUGUCUCCCAGAGCUUCAGUGUGUCGAGACCAAAUUGCAGACACUAUAGUAAAAAAGUGUGUUGAUUGGCUCUUAGAGAUGUCAGGCAUGCAGUGAUUGAUUGCCCUCAUAUGUCCUGUAUGAACAAGAUGAUUAAGAGAGGAGAUAGGGAUACUUAGGACCUUGUUACUUGCACUCAGGUGAAAAUAAUUUUGUUUUUUCUUUCCCAAUUUUGGGUGAACAUUAAUAUUUGUUUAUUUAUUUAUUUAUGUAUUUUACUUAUUUUUAUUUAUUUAUUUAUUUAUUUUUAUUUAUUAUUUAUUUAUUUUUAUUUAUUAUAUAUUUGUUUUUAUUUAUUAUUUAUUCUCGAGCAAAUAUAUGGAGUACAAGGCACUGUUUGGCACUCUUGUUCUGGAAAAACAAGGUAAUGGAGGGUUAGUUAUAUGACAAUGAAAGAGGGAUGACAUAGUAGACUUGUAGAGAGUACAGGAGGUGGUCCAUCCCUAUGUAUUAUGUUGAAGAGAAUCCUGCAUCAUCACUUAGAUAACUCCCGAUUUAUAUUAGUGAAUGAUGGCUGGAUUUGUCGGUUAGGUUAUGUUGCAUAAUGUGACAUUCAGGACAUCACAGCGUGCCAUCUAUGAGCCCAACAAUAUGUUACGUCUGGGAUUCACCGGUUCAUGGAUGGAACGAACGGAGGACUGACAGGUCUUUUUUCCAUGACUACAUAACCUGUUUAGAUAAUAAGGAGUGAUGUAACAUCCUAAGAGCAGAAACAUGGUUUGGCUAGAAAUAAAGUGAAAUUUUGAGGGGAAGAAAUAACCAGUGUGGAUGAGCAUUUGUGCAUCAGAAGACUGUCUUAGUGUGAAGUAAAUGUAAAAUGUGACUUGUUCAUUGCUGUGUAGCAGAUUGUGUUAUUGAUUUUUUUUUAUUGCAAAGUUUUCAAAUCAUAUAGUUUUAUGGCCUUUAGGAUUAUUUGACAAGUGACCUGGAACACCCCUUGGCAAACCCUUCCUUGCCCAGUAUUGCAGUCUUGUUGGAUUAGUUUCAAUUGCUUCAUACACAGCUACUUGUCCAUUUGACUAAGAUUGAAGAAGAAAACUUUGAUUCUGAUCCAGUGUCUACUUUGAAAGCCACCAACUCAGCUGGUACACUGUAACAAACCCCGUACUGUACUAGUUAUCGGGAUUUGAACCACUCGGUCACAAAUUUGGGUUAGAUACAGUACAUCAUUUCUUACACUUACAUGCCUCUGGCCUGGUGUCAGUCUGUGUUUGCUAUGUUCCCAACUAAGGCUAAAGUAAAGUAACUUCUUAGUUUCUUCCUUGUCCUAACAUCCAGGUAUUUAAAAACAGACAUUAUCAUAAAACAAUUGCCAUUUAUAGUUGGGGGUACUGGGUAACCAUUACACUGGCAGGGUGACCUGUGCUCCAGAAUCCUCAUUUGGCUUAAAUUAUAUCUGUAUACUGCCAUAUCUUGGAUCACUCCUCAAUUUCAAGCAAAGGCCAGACCGAGUGAACACCUCUCCCUUGUCAACAAGUCUUGUCAGGAGCUAAUUUUACCCUUUCAUUAUCAGUUUUUGGCUGUAGCUACAGUCAUAAGUGUAAAGGGUGUCUUUGUCUUCCUUACUUUUAUGUUGCAAGAGUGUUCAUAGUUGCCUAAUGACCUAGAGGGAUGUUAGCCAGCUUUCAGGUAUGGGGGAACAUUUCAUCCCUGGUGUAGUCUGAAAUUACAGGAUAUUCUAUUAGGGAUGUUAAAGGGUGGAGUGCACUGAGUGGUCAGGCCUGCACACACCAGUCCCUUUCAAGAAAUUAUUAUAUCCUUUUUUAAGUUUUGUAUCAAGGCAUAGAGGUGUCCUCCAGGGGUCUGACAACCAGUUGAUACCAGAUUGAGUCAUUCAUUUUGUUACCAGUACCACUCAACUGUUCUGCUUGGGUUCUUGUCUUUCCAAGCCUAUUUACUAAUCUACCUGUUUGUAUUGACAUGAAGGGCCUGACUCUUUUUGAGUGAUAAAUCUUAUAUCAGACUGUGUGGUGCUGGAAGUGUCUAUGGUUAGUCCUUUUAUUACAAAGAACUUGCUUUCUAGCUGAGGUGCUUUAGUUGGUUGUUGUGAAUCAUGACCUCCAUCCCAUUUAUAGAUGAUUUGGAUUCUUUUGGGUCACUUGUCAAACCAUAGUCCAUAAAAAGGGAUAAAAGUAUAAAUUCCCUUUUGAGGGUGAAGGGAAAAGAGAAGUGAUCUGGAAUCCCUUCCUUCACCCUUGGUGGGUUUCUUUGUUGUUAGGAAAAGGUGAGCAAGGAAAUUUGAGAUCCAAGGUUUGAGCGCACUGAACUAGUUCUAUGCUCCCACAUUCAUCCCUGUGUAUCUGCUGACUUAUUGACUUUCAAAGCAGUUACCAGAUCAGAGUCACAGCUUGCCUCAUUUCUCUGUUUGCCGAGAUGAGCAGUGGUUUAUGAAGCAAUUUACACGGAUCCAACAGGACAGUAAACAAACGUAAGGAUGUAGAUAGUCCUCUGGACAAGACGAGCCCUGGCAUGAUAAUCUGCAGGUCACUUGCCACUUCCCCAUGGCCAUAAAAUAGUAUUUCAUAUUUCAAUCCUCUGUUUUAUCGGUGCUCACCUUGGGCUUUACUGCUGUUGAACUUAUAAUGAAACUGAAAUUGACACACAUGGCAAAUGACUAAACCUUCAUAAUUAUUUUCAGUUUCUAUCCUUAAAUGGAAAUGUUGAAGCUGAGGUUGAACUGUCCUCAAGGGAAACCACCUUAUUGUUAACAUAAUUACCCAACAAGUAGACAGUGAAGACAUCAGACAAGGAUUUUUUUUCAGUCCAUAGAAUUGAAAGAUGUUUGGAAACUAUGUACAUAUCUUUUGGCUUUAUUGUGGAGAAUCAUCAAGUCUCAUUAUAUAAUUGUAAAGACACAGAAAAGUUAGUUUUAGUAUUAUCCGUCAUCAAGUCUCAUUAUAUAAUUGUAAAGACACAGAAAAGUUAGUUUUAGUAUUAUCCAAGGUUCAAGACUGGCUGGCUUUGAUGGAAACAUUGAACUUACUAUUUAUUGAACAGUGAACAUAUAUUGUUAUCGUCAGUCAGGUGAAUUCACCUCUUGUCUCUGUGACACAGUGAUUUUUACCAAUACUGUACUUGGGUCAUCUCAAACCUAGUUAAUUACAUUUAAUUUUUAUCAAGAAGUUUCAUGGUUCAUUCUAAUUCAACAACAUGCUGAAAGAUCUUCAGUUAAUGUAAUGUAAGAAUAUAAUUUUGGGUAUUAAAUGUUUCUGGUUGAGUUUCCUAGAUAACCAGAAGUAUUGGUCACCAAAAUAAAAGAAUUUGUAGCUGUUUAAGCAGUUUUUGUUUAUUGUAUUUUGAUAAGUCUAAUGUAGAAUAAUGUUUCAGUUUUAUGUGCAAAGGUUAUUUAGCAAAUGGUUUUGUGCACAUUGAGAUGAUAACAUGAUAUUUAGGUACUAUAUUUGUAGUUUUUUUUAACAUACUUUCAAUGUUUUAAAUGAUAUGAUUGCUUAAGGCAUGCUAGUUCAGGUUUUGAUAAUUUCACAAAGUAUGAUAGUGUAAAGAUACCAUUUUGGUUGGGAGUAAUGUACAUAUAUGUAUUUCCUUUCUCUGCAGUAUCAUGUUCUACUACAGGGCAACCCAGGUAAGGUAAUAUCACAACAAGUUGCCAGUAGGGACAAUUGAAGUAGUAAUAGUACAGUAGUUGGAGGAGGAAUACAUUAGGUCACAACGAGUGUAAAACGUAUCUAGAAUGAAACAAAGGAUCAGUUACGAUGUGUGUAUUCAUGCUAUUUACAGUUCAUAUCAGGUGUUGAGGCACAAUACAGUUUUUAGAACCUGUGUGUGUGUGCAUGUAAAGAAGACAACAUUUAUAGCGUGUCUGUGGGCCUUUAAAUCAAUGUCAUGCCAACUGCAAAGUUCCUGAAAAAUAAUAUAGAUUCAUUAACCGCUCUACCAUAGACACACUAUAAACAACAGUUAUGCCAGCUUUGAACACCCUCAUGUGGCUCCUCUGUGUCAUCUUAAUGUAUGGGUGCCUGUACUGGACAGCAGUGUUAAAAGCAAGCAAAGUAAAUAAGUAAAGAGUCUUUUAAUAAAUACCAGUCUACAAAAGCUAAUAGAAUUGCGCAUGUCACUUUAUAUUCGUCAUGUUGUGAAAUGUCACUUGCAUGUCAUGUUAAUGUCAAGAACUUUUAAAGGUCUAGGUAAUUAAUAUUAACUUUUUUUUAUCAGUAAGACAUUCAGAGGAAUAUACAGUAAUGACAUUAAUAAUAUCUCAUGGCUGAUUUAUUUUUUAUUUAUUUAUUUUAUUUAUUUUUUUUAGGGAGUCAAGAUUGGAAACAAAAAAGGAUCUCAAAUGGCUUAAAAAACGUAUGUUUUUUUCUAGUGAAGAUGCUGUAAAUCAUAUACGUAAUGUAGGACAUAGGAUGCACCUAAUACAGCAUACAGUAUAUAUAUAUAUAUAUAUAUAUAUAUAUAUAUAUAUAUAUAUAUAUAUAUAUAUAUAUAUAUAUAUAUAUAUAUAUAUAUAUAUAUAUAUAUAUAUAUAUAUAUAUAUAUAUAUAUAUAUAUAUAUUCUCAAAUAGUAAAGAUUGGAAGCUGUUGAUUUUAAUAUCUGCUCAAACUUAUAAAAUGACAUUAAUGUUUCCUGAUGAUUUUUUUUUCAAGAAUUAAAAGUUUAUUAUCAAGAAGGUAAUAAAUAAGUUUGAAUCAUGACUUAUUUGGCAUAAUUGGGCUUCUAAUUAAUGCUGGAUAUUCUCUCCUGAGCAUUUUCUUUGGAUAUUGGGCUCUAUUUACAUUCCAUUAUAUUCCCCCUUAGGUGUAAAAUGUAUUUGUAGCCCAAUGUCCCCUACGAUAUCUUGCCCGUCAAUAAUAAUAAUAAUAAUAGUUGUGGGUUUGAUGGACACUAUGUCAUCAGAGACAUUAAACUGACUUUCAUACAAUUACCUCAUUUUUAGAGGCUGUUUUAACAUGUACAGUUGAAUUAUGUUUUAUGCAUGCAUGUUUUUUAAUGAAUGAACAAAAUGUGUUCUUGAAUGAAUGUAUGUUCAUUAUUUUUGGAAGAUUUUUGAAUGCAGUUUCUCUUCAUUUAAAAAUACAGAAUAAAGUAUUUUUUUUAAUGAGCAAAAGGUUAUACACACACAUAUGUAGUAAUGAAGAGCCCUUUCAAUUAACCCAUUGACUAACUUCUUGACACCUUUAACGACUGUCACGGCUCAUGAAAGUCAAUUGGUUGUUGGUUGCUGAAACUCACAUUACACACCUGACUGCCACCAACCAAUCAACUUCCAUAAAUUGUGACAGUUGUUGAGGAUGCCAGAUGUAAGCAGAACUUAACCAAUGAGUCAAUGGUAAAUCUCUUGUUGUGUUGUCUCAAGAAUUCACUGAAGACAGUAUAAUUUUGGUGGUUAAGAAACAGAAGCUGAGGAUGCUGGUAGUCUGUAGUGUACAUUUAUUUGGUCACCACGCCCACCAGGGUUGUUGGUCACAUUUAUUAUUAUUAUUAUUAUUAUUAUUAUUAUUAUUAUUAUUAUUACUUUUCCUCAUGGUAAAUUCAACCUUUUUUAUUAUUUUAGAAAUCCAUCUCAAUUAUUUAAACAUUAUGGUGUGCCAUAAGUUUGUGUUCAUACAUGUUAUUGGAUAUUUAGUGGUUGUAAUUUCUUGGAAAUUGGUUAAGUUGUGCCAUGACCUGAAAUUUUUACAUUUAUUGUCAUAUAUAUAUAUACACAUACACAAUAAUACAAAUACUCAACCAUACACAUAUAGUUACCCAGAAAGAAGGGUCCAUCCUUUCUGAUAUAUAUGGUAGAUGUACUGAUAUCUCCGCUAGCUGGAACAGUUGGUGCCGAGCACUUCCGGGAAUGAGAGAUUUCUGGGUAACGAGACGACUCUCUCAAAGCCAGAAAAUAUCCCCCAUUCCCAGAGUUUUUCAGGUAAUGGGAAAAUUUUCUUGGAAUCUUCCAGAAUGAUGCAUUAUUUCAUCUUUCAAACCCGGAAUAAAAAUCCCCCUUCCUCACAAUUUAACGGGGACCAGAAAAAAAUUAUCGGAAUUAUCGAGAAAAUGUGCCCCUCAGAAAAUUGGUCCCAAAUUCGUAAUUUUUUGGAAAAUUUCGGCUUUGGGAACGAUUUUCUGAAGAAAAAAAAUCGAUUCCGGCUGUCGGAGAGUUCUGGUUAAGAGGGAUUCUGGCUUACGGAGAUAUUACUUACCUGACAUUACCCAUGGUUAGAAAAUUUUGAUAAAUUAUGAAUUUAUUUGGACAAUAAAUAACCCAGUUGCAAAUCAAAAGUGUUUUGUAUGAAAUUGGAACAUUGUUUUAAGGUUUGUGAGUAGAAAGUGCUGUUGUAAUUUACACUACUUAAGUUUGUGAAUUUGAAACUCAAUUUUACACGAGUACAGUCACCCAAAAAAGUAUCACAAACGUUUAUAUUUGUAACAUGAAACAGCAAAUUGAAACGCCAAAUAAGGAUAUGAAAUUCAGGAUUGUGUCGGAAGCCUUAGGGCAACUCUUCACUCAGGGAAUUUGUGAUACUUUUUUGGUGGAUGUACUGUAUAUACAUGUUUUAUGCAAAUGGUGACAUGUUAUGCAUUAAAUAUAGAGAUGUAUCACUGACUGUGAAAUAUAAGGGUGCCCAUGCCAUUAAGGGAAAAGUCAAUAAUCCAAUGUAUGAUUUUUAUUAAUUUUACAUACAGAAAACUCCAUAUUUUAAUUGUUUAAUAAGUUUUUUUUUUUAAUGUUCGGACAUUUAGUAUGUGUAGAUGUUGCUGAUGCUAUACAGUUGUCAAAUGUAGAACAAUGCCUCAAAUCUUAAAUAUCCUGCUCUAUGAGACCCAAACCAUUUUGUAUAUAGAUACGUACAUGUACAGUAGCUAAAACAACUACAGUAUAUGUGCAAGUGGGGGUCGAUAUGUUCCAAAAUUUUACGUGUGACUAGUGACAGCCCUCAUAUACCAAUAUUUAUCAUCCAUGGUUUCAUAUUGUUUCCCACAAAGUGUGUAUAGAUAGUUGCUUUAGCUACUGCACAUCCAAUAAAAUAAUGAACAUGAUCUUGUUCACAGUGAGAUACAAAUACACCACCAUACACAUUCUGCAGCAAAUUAGUGGACAAAUCAGAAAGGCUGUCAUGUUAUUAAUGCCUGAGUGACUGCAGCAGAACACACAACUGCAAACACAAUAAGAAAUACUACAUCAUUGUGACACAGUCCAUAAAAAGAAAUUAAGAUUACAGUUAUAUAUUAAGAAUGAAAAAAUUAUAUACAGUAUAAAAGUGUACUGUACAAUGUAAACAAUGGUUUUAAAUCAUAUUGAAAUACUGGUAAUAUGAUGGUUGAUGAUGGUAUGUUAGAGGGGAUAACUGGUGUUGUAGUCACUAAUUAUAAUAGGUAAAUACUCGUCACUUGUGGAGAGAGAGUAUUUGUGGAGGGGGACAUGGGGGGCAGUGCAGUGAGUGUGGGGAUGGUGUUAAGUACCUCCUUCCACCACCCUCUCCAGCCAUACUUGUUUACUUUUGUUUUUUAGUAAGAAAAGGGCAUUAAAUUAAACUGAAAUGAUGUGAUGGUUGAUGAGGAUGUUGUAUGUAUGUGUGUUAGGGGGAUUCAAAGGGAGGGAGUGGUGGUAUCUUGGGAAUGAGUAAUUGGUUAUAUGUACAGUAUUGACAUUACUUGGUGGAGUGUGUUUCAUUCAAUGUAUUUACGUGUGUGUGUGUGUGUGUAGGGCUUGUAUGAGUGUACAGUAUGUGGGGUUGGGAUGGUGUCUUGUGUAGAUAUUUAAUGUAGAAGUCAGUGCCAUAUUAGGGUUUUUAUAAUUUUAUAAUGAAUAUUUCCUCAUAACUGCAGAGCCAAAAAUUCAACCUUAUUUUUGCCAUAUUGUGCAUUGAUCAUUUCAGUGUUGAUGUGGGUACCUGGAAACAUGAAUUUAGACUUCUACUGUAUAACAAAGAAUUCAGACAAAACUUAUAGGUGUGGAUGAAUUGAAAGAGGGAUUUUUUCUCUGAUUUUGUAAUGCCAGUAAUUGAUAGACAGCCUGGCGAUGACAAACAUUAGAUUCAGAAACUUGUACUGUAUCUUAAUUCAGAAUUGGGAAACACAUUUGCUAAAAAUGAGAAUGUUGGAAAUUUUCAUUGUUUUUAUUUUCAAAACCAGUAGUGGUUAGUUGUGUAUUUCUUGGAAUGUCAGGAAAAAUCAGGAGAUAAGCAGGAAGUUGAUAAAGUUUGUUUAAGUUUAUUUUAACUGUUUGUUUUGUACAUUCACCUCUCAGAUGUUUGUUUACCAUUUUCCUUGUCAUAGUUUAACGUACCCACAGUACAGAUUUAUGUAGAUUUCAUUUGGUGUGUGAAAUGAAAAUUUUAUAAAAUUGUGUUGCGAGGAGUAAGGUCUCUUUGAAUACAAUAGCUUGCAAUGUAAACUAAAUAUCCCUGUGGAUUUUUCAUACCCCACUGUGUAACUUUUUUAGUAUUUACAGAAAUGGGGUUUUGGUUUGAUAAAGAGACACAGGUUUAUUAGUACAUUACAGUACAGUGAUAUCUCCAUUAGGCAACACAAUUGGUGCUGAGCACUUCCGGGACCGAGAGAUUUCCGGGUAACGAGACGACUCUCUCAAAGCCAGAAAAAUCCCUCAUCCCCGGAAUUUUCCGGGUAACGGAAAAAUGUUCUCGGAAGUUCCAUAAAUUGUGCAUUACAUCAUCUUUCAAAGCCAGAAAAAUAUCCCCCAUCCCAAAGCCGACAAAAUUUAAAUUCCGGCUAUCGGAGAGUUCCGGUUAAGAGGGAUUCCGGCUAACGGAGGUAUUACUAGUUGUAACACUGAACACUGUUCAGUAAUACAUAAUGUUAAUUAAUGUAUAACAUUUCACUAUAUGUAUGAAAUCAUUAAUACAAUUGAACUCCAGCAAAA